This is a messenger RNA of Arachis stenosperma, 2321 nucleotides long. Its product is annotated as serine/threonine-protein kinase D6PKL2. Lineage: Eukaryota; Viridiplantae; Streptophyta; Magnoliopsida; Fabales; Fabaceae. Gene Ontology annotation, biological process: protein phosphorylation. Gene Ontology annotation, cellular component: nucleus; cytoplasm; plasma membrane. Gene Ontology annotation, molecular function: protein serine/threonine kinase activity; ATP binding. The record is from RefSeq and is a predicted model, not a curated record. The transcript has 3 exons. The coding region runs from base 351 to 2150 and encodes 599 amino acids.
GUCUCUGAUCCCACUUUGAAUUUUGUUACUCUCUUCAUUCUUCUUCUUCUUACUUUCCCUUUUUACCCUCUCUUCCAUUGCAUUCUCCUUCUUCUUCUCUCUGCCCCUACCUUCUCCUAACCUCUUACUCCUUCCCAAGUUCCACUUUUUCGCAUCUGGGUCUCUCUCUUUUCCCCCGAUCUGCCUCAGAUUCGGAUCAAAAUCCAUUCUUUAUUCCCAAUUCACUCCAUCAUCUAACUUACUUUCAUCUUGCCCCUCCUUACGGUUGCUUCUUUGUGGGAAGACAUAAAUGGAUUUUCAGCCAAGGGUUUUGUCAAUUUGAUCUCAAUUGAAACUCCAUAGGAUCUCUGAUGGACUCGAAAAGUACUGCUAGAGCUCUCCCAAAACAUCAUCACAACACAACGAAGACGGGCAAACUGGAGCCGACUGCUUCCGAAGGUUCUUUGAAGUCUACACAGAACACAACGAAGAAGGAUACUGGGGAGAUUCCGGGAAGCAAGAACUUGGGAGCUUCGGUCCAGAAGGUGUCUGCUGAAUCCUUGAGUCAUAAACUUGCUGCUGCCACUAUUGGUACUUCCUCAACUGUUCUUGCCAAAGCAUCUAGAGAAGCGGAUCACGGCAUUAAUGAGAGCUUAGGCUCACUGGAGAACUCUGCUGAUCAAGAGAAAAAGAUAUCAGAAUAUGGAAGUGUGAAGAGCAGUUCUGUAUCUGCGAAAGUUAGUGAUGGGGCUAGCAGUCUCGCAAAGACAAGUGGGAGUGCUAAGAUCAGUGAUCGAGUCGACUUUGUUGAGAGUGGUAAGAGCAGUAUCUGCAGAGGAAGUACAAGCAGUGAUGUGAGUGAUGAGAGUACUUGUAGUAGCUUUAGCAGCACCGUAAACAAGCCCCAUAAGGCCAAUGACUUGAGAUGGGAAGCUAUCCAAGCUGUUCGAUCUAGAGAUGGGGCGUUGGGUUUAGGUCACUUUAGACUGCUGAAGAGGUUGGGUUGUGGGGAUAUUGGGAGUGUAUAUCUCUCUGAGUUGAGUGGAACUAAAUGUUAUUUUGCAAUGAAGGUAAUGGACAAAGGGUCCUUAGCGAGUCGGAAAAAGCUACUUCGUGCUCAGACAGAACGAGAAAUCCUGCAAUCGCUGGACCAUCCCUUUCUUCCUACUUUGUAUACCCAUUUUGAGACGGAGAAGUUCUCAUGCUUGGUAAUGGAAUUCUGCCCCGGCGGAGACCUCCAUACACUGAGGCAGAAGCAACCAGGGAAGCAUUUUCCUGAGCAGGCAGUAAAGUUUUAUGUGGCGGAGGUCCUACUGGCUUUGGAGUACCUUCACAUGCUUGGGAUCGUCUACCGUGACCUUAAACCGGAAAAUGUCUUGGUUAGGGAUGAUGGUCAUAUUAUGCUCUCUGACUUCGACCUUUCGCUCCGCUGUGCUGUUAGCCCAACUCUUGUUAAAAGUGCGUCCAUGGAUACCGAGCCUCUAAGAAAGAAUCCUGUUUAUUGUGUCCAGCCAGCAUGUAUUGAGCCGACUUCCUGUAUCCAGCCAUCCUGUGUCGCUCCUACUACAUGCUUUUCACCUCGGCUCUUUUCUAGUAAAUCAAAGAAGGACCGGAAACCCAAAAAUGAAAUUGGCAACCAAGUGAGUCCCUUGCCGGAGCUCAUUGCAGAGCCUACUGAUGCUCGGUCUAUGUCAUUUGUCGGAACCCAUGAAUACUUGGCACCUGAGAUCAUUAAAGGCGAAGGUCACGGAAGUGCAGUUGAUUGGUGGACUUUUGGCAUCUUUCUAUAUGAGCUCUUGUUUGGUAAAACUCCUUUUAAGGGAUCCGGGAACCGAGCUACAUUGUUUAAUGUUGUAGGUCAGCCUCUGCGGUUUCCUGAAGCACCUGUUGUCAGUUUCGCGGCGAGGGAUCUCAUAAGAGGGUUGCUCGUAAAAGAACCUCAGCACAGAUUGGCAUAUAAACGAGGUGCUACCGAGAUCAAGCAGCAUCCCUUUUUCGAAGGUGUGAACUGGGCAUUGAUCCGCUGCGCUACCCCACCUGAGAUCCCCAAGCCUGUAGAGUUCGAGAAGAUACCUUCCCCAGCCUCGUCUGCCGGCGAAAAGGCCGUGAAUCACAUGUCAAUAGCGAAUCAGAAGGGUUCGGAUAAUUAUCUGGAGUUUGAUUUCUUCUAGAUAUAGACAAUAUUGAUUGCAAGAAUGGUUUCUGUUAGGUGGGGGGUUGGAGGAACUGUUUUUCAAUGUUUCAGGAACAGAUGAUGAGGAAUUGUAUGUUUGUUUUUGUUGGCUAUUUGCAAAGUUUCAAAUUUGUAUGGCAUAAUCAAAAUGCAUGGCUUCUCUCUGUCA